Ochotona princeps (American pika) is the source of this 965-nucleotide messenger RNA. It is a transcript of the gene SMIM9, whose product is annotated as small integral membrane protein 9. The transcript is spliced from 3 exons. The record is from RefSeq and is a predicted model, not a curated record. The coding region runs from base 678 to 965 and encodes 95 amino acids. Lineage: Eukaryota; Metazoa; Chordata; Mammalia; Lagomorpha; Ochotonidae.
UAGGAAUUUUUUGCUCAGUUUCUUGCUUUGUUUCACUUUACUGCAUACAAAUGAACAACCAUUUCAUCAUAUUACAUAAUCUUUGCUGUGUGGAUACGGAAAACCACCUUUAUCAAUGUUUCAGUGUGUAAAAAUAUACACUAUUUUAUAAUAUGUAGUAUAUAUGUGAAAAAUAAAAUUUUUCUUAGAAUUCUUCAAGUAUAAGAGGAUACAACUUGUGAGGAUGGAUUUUGAUAGCAAUACAGAUGUCUAUGCAUAAACAUGAGAAGAUGUUUGCACACUCAGCUAUCAGAGACACUGCAAAGAAUCAAAUGCAGCAGAUGAUAUCAUAAGAAGUAGUGUUCUGUUUGGAACUUGGAAGACCAAAAAGCAAGAUGCAGGUCAGCUUCUGUUGAAGACUGCUCUGUUCUCAAGAUUAAUGUCUAAUAUGCCUGUUUCUUUGGAUACCUGGUGCUAAGUCAAUUUUCAGGGAAUACAUUCUGCUUUGGAAACUGAUCACGGUCGGGAUUCAUUCAUGUAAGUCAGUGAAUUAUCCUUGCAUGUGUGAUAAGUAAGGAGUUUUGGCAAUGAAAGCUAAACCACCGCUUUCUAACUUUUCAUACUGAAUUUCUGUGGAAAGAGCAAAGGACAAAGAAAUCUCUCCUUGGCAGAGCCAGCCACAGCGAAGGCGGGAGUCCAUGGAAGCCCAGAAGCUACUGAGCGUUGGAUUUCUGCUGUGCUCUUUGACUUGCCUCUUGGUGGAGACAGUGGCUUCCCCUACUUCACCUUUAUCUGCCUUUGGAAUACAAGAAAAAAUGAGAUGGAAAACAGGGUGGAAACCACGAUCAAGGGGAAAGCACAGGUCCUGGCUUAGCAACUUCAGGAAUUAUCUGUGUGAUCUCAUCAAGAGCUCCCUACCUCCAGCAGCCAUUUUUGCAUUUUUUAUCACCUCAACACUAAUGGGAAUCCUCUGCUGCCUCACGUAA